AUGGCAUCCAUGAAAGAUAAGAAGCCAAUAUCAAUAUUGACGGAUGGCGAUGAGGCGAUGCGUAAAGCCAUUGAUGUGUUUCCCAUGUCUAACCAUCGGUUGUGCUCAUGGCAUGUGUCAAGGAAUGCACAGAAUAACUUGAAGGACGAUGAAUUGCUAAGAAAUUUUCAGACAUGUCUUUGGGAACCAUUUGCGUUGAUCGAGUUUGAGAAGAAAUGGGAGGUUUUGAAGGAACGAGCGAGUACUCCAAAACAAAAAGAAUGGUUAGAAAUGAUGUAUGCAAAAAGAGACUCAUGGGCUGAAUCAUGUCUUAGAGGAAAGUUUUUCGGUGAUAUGUGCACCACUCAACGCAUGGAGUCCAUGAACAAGUAUGUCAAGGAUUACUUGAGGAAAGGCGUGAAGUUGUUUGAAUGUAUUCCAGCAAUUGAUAGGGCUAUGUUACGUCUUAGGAAUACCACGACGAAGGAUGGUUUCAACGCAAAGUACUCAACACCAGUCCUUAAAACCGCAUUGACAAAACUAGAGCAACAAGCUUCUCUAAUUUACACGCAUAGGUUCUUUGUAUUGGUACGUGAAGAGAUCGAAUCUUGUUCAGCACUCACUCAUGAUAAGGUGGUGUAUAAUUUUGGAGGUCGUGUAUACGUAUUGUCAAAAUAUGGUGAACCGCAUAAUAAUUGGACUUGUGUUUACCACGGUGGGGAAAAUAUGCGGAUAGAGUGUGGAUGCCGGAAAUAUGAAAGUGAAGGGAUCCCGUGUUGCCACCUGUUUUAUGUAAUGAAGUGCGAGCACCUUACGAAAAUUCCUCCAACACUUAUAAUGAAGAGAUGGACAAAGAGUGCCCAAAGCGAUACAUGCACAGAAUGUUUCGACAAAGGCAAAGACACUACCAACGAAGGUGUAGAAAUGGCGAGGUAUGGAAGUUUAAGUGCUAUGUCAAACAAAAUAUGUUUUUAUGCAUCGAAGAGUGCAGAUGGUUAUGCCAUGUUGAGAAAUGAGUUUAGUAGAUGGGAGGGAAUUUGUGAAGGCUUACGGGAAAAGGAAGAAGAGACAAGUCUGAAAUUGGGUAGUUCUGGGCAAUGUCCUCAAAAUAUUGUGAAAGAUCCAAAGAUCGUUAAGACAAAAGGCACUCAAGCAAGCCAGGGUGGAACGCGCAAGCAUCAACAAUGUCAUUUGUGUCGCGGAUAUGGACAUACAAAGCGUACUUGCUCUCAAAGAAACUUGCAUCCAAGUAGAAUUGUAGGUGUGAAUAUCCGUUCAGGUAGUGAAAGCUAUCAGUAUAGUACUGAGAAAGGGCCGUCCCUGGACAUUAGCUACAGUUAUGCUAGUGAAAUGGGUUCUCAAUGCAGAGGCAACUAUGUGGUUGAUUUGUCCGGUUCUGAUAGUUUUUCUACUGCAGACGGAACGGGUUCUACCCCCAACACUGACGAUGGUUUCUCAUUCGACAAUGGUGAACCUAUUUCCCUAUCUACUGGUUCUACCCAAAACAAUUGUAGUUUUGGAACUUGGUUUACAUGUAACAAUUAA
Prunus avium (sweet cherry) is the source of this 1524-nucleotide messenger RNA. RefSeq names its product protein FAR1-RELATED SEQUENCE 5-like. The record is from RefSeq and is a predicted model, not a curated record. Gene Ontology annotation, biological process: regulation of DNA-templated transcription. NCBI's taxonomy places the organism in Eukaryota, Viridiplantae, Streptophyta, Magnoliopsida, Rosales, Rosaceae. Gene Ontology annotation, molecular function: zinc ion binding.